AUGAAGAGAUGCGAAUGUUUUUCGCCAGUACUCCAAUGGCUGAAGUCGUUAUUCCAGCGUGAGAAAGAGCCGCAGAGAAUCAUCGAAAUCGGACCUCCGACCAAUUUUCGAAAGGAAGAGUUUACCUUGCCGUUAUCAGACGACGAUGCCACCCUGUAUCGCCAGGACAGUCAUGGCGUCCUCGCAGAGAAAGAAGCGGCGCGACAAUCGAUCAUUUCUCAAAAGCCGUCAAGACGAGAUCAGUUGAGAGCCAAACUCAUCGGAAUCGGUGCCAAAUUGACCGUAUGA
Molecule: messenger RNA, 288 nt
Organism: Talaromyces proteolyticus
Lineage: Eukaryota; Fungi; Ascomycota; Eurotiomycetes; Eurotiales; Trichocomaceae
Exons: 3
Coding region: 1-288 (95 amino acids)
Source: RefSeq, a predicted model, not a curated record